This is a messenger RNA of Scatophagus argus, 1253 nucleotides long. It is a transcript of the gene cd59b, whose product is annotated as CD59 molecule (CD59 blood group). The record is from RefSeq and is a predicted model, not a curated record. The coding region runs from base 645 to 1001 and encodes 118 amino acids. The transcript is spliced from 5 exons. NCBI's taxonomy places the organism in Eukaryota, Metazoa, Chordata, Actinopteri, Scatophagidae.
UUUCUCUCCGCCCUGCAGUGAAAAUCCUCCAACACAAGAGCAUCUUGUGUCCCAUCUGAAACUGACGUUUUGCUGCUGUUUGCAGAAUGUUGGUUUGGAGCACUUUCACAUUCCUCCACUGCCAUCCAGCCAGAUGGUAAACAUCUGUGAAUGAAUGGACGCAUCAGGAGCAGAGGAACCAUGACGAUGUGACAUUGAGAUUUACAUGUUUCAAAGAUAUAUUGAUAAUAUAACCGAGAAGUCAAAGUCAAUGGAUAUUGUCACGUCUAUUGUCAGGCUUUGACUGUAUUUGGUAAUGACCUCGCUGUGGGCUUUGAAAAUACAGUUCCCACAAUGCUUUGGGGCGUGAACGGACAAUGUAGUGAGUUUGAACGCGCAGCCCACUCAUAACGGGCUGAGGCUGAGGCGCAUGUAGGGAAGUCUCUCCUCACGACUCGCGGCUGAGUUUGUUCCCGAAUUCAUUCCUCAUCCAACCAGACCAGUUGACAGCAUCUGAAGCCUUCAUUCAGCAGGAGUAAGUCCAGUGCGAAAAUGUUUUAACUGCAGCCCGGUCACAGUUUGACAGAUUGGGCACCAAACCGAACCGAAGCCUCCACCGCCUUCUUCUCCUGCCUGUUUUUGUAUCUCGUUUGAAGGGAGACAACAUGAAGCGCUGCCUUGGACUGUUCCUGCUCGUCUGUUUUGGGAUGCUUCAUUUGGGUUCUGGACUUCGUUGCUACAAGUGCUCUGACUACGCGGGACGCUGCGAGAACGUGCAGGAGUGCACAAAUGAAGACUCCUGCAUAUCUCUGAGUGAAAAGGGUGGGAAGACCAUCCGUCAGUGUAUCAGGUACACAGACUGCGAUAUGUCCCGUCUUGGCCACAUGUUCCCCUCGAUCUCCAGCUUCACCUACCGCUGCUGCAGCAGCAACCUGUGCAACUCCGGCAACGCUGUUACCACGGCAACGCCCAUCCUGGCUCUGGCGGGGGCCCUGCUGAGUGUUUGGUGGUGCUGGAUGUAAAGACCUGCAGGCUCCUGUAGUUUAGCAUCACAGGAUUUAACAUGAACUAACUUGUAUUUAGUCACCUUGCAGGUUCUCAGGCCAACAAAGAAAAACUCUGUUUGCUAAUUUUCACUUUCAUACUUUACCAGUUAAACAAUAAACAAUGAAAAGUUUUUCUGUUAUAUUUUGACUAUAUAUCAAAUUCAUAUUGGUUUUUUUGUUUAAUGAUUUAAAACCAAACAAAUAAAUCCAUGAAAUAUUUUUGAACUA